Molecule: messenger RNA, 1684 nt
Organism: Cynara cardunculus var. scolymus (artichoke)
Lineage: Eukaryota; Viridiplantae; Streptophyta; Magnoliopsida; Asterales; Asteraceae
Product: purple acid phosphatase-like
Exons: 8
Coding region: 126-1544 (472 amino acids)
Molecular function (GO): metal ion binding; acid phosphatase activity; protein binding
Source: RefSeq, a predicted model, not a curated record
UUAAUAAGAAAAAAAGAAAGUAGAAGAAGGUCAGCCGUCAGCAACCGAACACAAAUCAUUCCCCACUCCAUCAACAAGGGGUUGCCUAAAAUUCCGUUUUUGGAUUUGAGGUUUGCUGAAGAUCCAUGGGUAUGAAGUGGGUCGGUGUUGGAUCCGUUUAUCUGUUAAUGGGUUUGAUCGUAGGAGCUCUAAGAUUGUGCAAUGGAGGAAUUAGCAGUAGCUAUGCGAGAAGCAACGACAUCAGUGCUGACAUGCCAUUGAACAGCGAUGUUUUUGCAAUUCCUCAUGGUUAUAAUGCCCCUCAACAGGUUCACAUAACACAAGGGGAUCAAGAAGGGAAGGCAGUGAUUGUUUCUUGGGUUACACCAGAUGAACCUGGUUCAAAUGAAGUCUUUUACUGGGCUGCGAAUAGUGACCUCAAAAAACGCUCAGUGGGAACCGUUGUCACCUACAAGUACUACAAUUACAGCUCGGGUUACAUCCAUCACUGCACCAUCAAGAAUCUCCAAUAUGAUACCAAGUACUUUUACGAGAUUGGGGUAGGAAAUACAACACGACAGUUCUGGUUUACCACGCCUCCUGAAGUCGGCCCUGAUGUUCCUUACACUUUUGGUCUUAUUGGGGAUCUUGGUCAAACGUUUGACUCCAACCGGACUUUGACUCAUUACGAGUUGAACCCAGCAAAAGGGCAGGCGGUGCUGUUUGUUGGAGACCUUUCUUACGCAGAUGCGUAUCCGUUGCAUGAUAACAAUAGGUGGGAUUCAUGGGGAAGGUUUGUAGAAAGAAGUGUUGCUUACCAACCGUGGAUUUGGAGUGCUGGGAAUCAUGAAAUCGAUUUUCUUCCUGAUUAUGGUGAAACAAGACCAUUCAAGCCUUAUGUGCACAGGUACUUUGUGCCAUAUAAAGCAUCAAAGAGCACAUCUCCUCUUUGGUACUCCAUCAAGAGAGCUUCUGCAUACAUAAUUGUUAUGUCUUCUUAUUCGGCUUAUGGAAUGUACACACCUCAGUAUAAAUGGUUAAUAAGCGAGCUCCCCAAAGUGAACCGGAGUGAGACACCAUGGCUUAUUGUGGUUAUGCAUUGUCCGCUGUAUAGUAGCUAUGUGCAUCAUUACAUGGAAGGGGAAACGAUGAGAGUGAUGUACGAACAGUAUUUCGUUAAGUACAAAGUUGACGUUGUCCUUUCUGGCCAUGUUCACGCCUAUGAACGAACUGGCCGUGUAUCAAAUAUUGCUUACAACAUCGAAAACGGAUUGUGCACUCCUAGAAAUGACGGAUCUGCCCCUGUUUACAUAACCAUCGGUGAUGGAGGAAACCAAGAAGGAUUACUCUACGAAAUGGUCGAGCCUCAGCCGAAGUAUUCAGCUUAUAGGGAACCGAGCUUUGGGCACGGUAUAUUUGAUAUUAAAAACAGGACUCAUGCGUAUUUCGGGUGGCACCGUAAUCAAGAUGGAUAUGCAGUCGAAGCAGAUUCUUUGUGGUUUCAAAAUCUGUACUGGAAGUCGUCACAAGAUUCAUCCGCUGCUGCAUCGUUCUCAGUAGCCUAAACCCGGAAAUGAAUAGGUUCGCACUCGUUAUUCGAUCAUUUCCGAUCUUGGUUUUCCGAGUUUAGAGUUUUUGAUAUGAUUGCAGGAGAAGUUGAUAAGUUUCUGUCCUUGGUGAGGUUGGAUGAUAAAAAUGUUUGGAA